AACAUGUACCUCGUAAUGCAUUCCACAAUAGUCAGCCACAAUCUCAUCUUUUAUAGCAAAAUUGAUGGAAAGGUUUGGCCUUUAAAUAGCAUUCAAGGGAUAACAGCGAGCAAAUGCCGGUGGAUCGUCCGAUCUUCACUCUGGCUAUCUUAGAUCUUCGAUUGCGUCGAAUUUUUGAUCUCCAGAGCCCAUCUCUAAUCAGGUAUAGAGAUGGGUUUGGAGGAACAAGGAAGGGCGAGAGAAGACACACCGCUUCUUGGUAAAGGACGACCAUUGUCGAGCAAGUUCAAGACUUUCGCCAAUGUCUUCAUUGCUAUCGUUGGUGCUGGGGUUCUUGGUCUUCCUUACGCCUUCAAACGAACCGGAUGGCUCAUGGGUUUGCUUACGCUCUUUUCCGUCGCCGCUUUGAUCAACCAUUGCAUGAUGCUUCUUGUUCAUAUCCGUCGUAAGCUUGGUGUCUCCAAUAUUGGCUCUUUUGGGGACCUUGGGUUUGCUGUUUGCGGCCACGUCGGGAGGUUUGUUGUCGACAUUCUUAUUAUUUUGUCUCAGGCUGGGUUUUGUGUUGGAUACCUUAUCUUCAUCGGUACUACUUUAGCUAAUCUCUUUAACCCAACCACGACUACGACUUUGAUGAGUCUGAGGCAUUUUAUGGGUGUGUCCCCUAAGAGUCUCUACAUAUGGGGAUGCUUUCCGUUUCAGCUGGGUUUGAAUUCUAUUAAGACUCUAACUCACUUGGCCCCUCUGAGCAUAUUCGCUGAUGUGGUUGAUUUGGGUGCAAUGGCGGUGGUGAUUGUGGAGGAUAUCAAGAUUACAGUGGUGCAAAGGCCUCAAGUUGUAGCCUUUGGUGGUAUGUCUGUGUUCUUCUAUGGGAUGGGAGUGGCCGUUUAUGCUUUUGAAGGGGUUGGAAUGGUUUUGCCUCUUGAAUCCGAGACCAAGGACAAGGACAAGUUUGGCAAAGUGUUGGCCCUCAGCAUGCUAUUUAUUGCUGUGAUGUAUGGAUCUUUUGGUGUGUUAGGCUACAUGGCUUUUGGGGAUGAAACCAUGGACAUAAUCACAGCUAACUUGGGGGCAGGAGUGGUGAGCAGUCUUGUCCAGCUGGGGCUCUGCAUCAACCUCUUCUUUACCUUCCCGUUGAUGAUGAAUCCUGUGUUUGAGAUCGUGGAGAGACGUUUCUGGAGUGGAAUGUACUGCGUCUGGCUCAGAUGGCUACUUGUCUUGGCAGUGACGUUGGUGGCUCUCUUGGUACCAAAUUUUGCAGAUUUUUUGUCAUUGGUUGGUAGCAGCGUCUGUUGUGCGUUGGGCUUUGUGUUGCCUUCUUUGUUUCAUCUGAUGGUCUUCAAAGACGAAAUGGGGUGGAAGCAACGAGCUUUAGACGUGGGGAUCCUGCUACUGGGUGUCAUUCUUGGUGUCUCAGGUACUUGGAGUUCCCUGAGUGAGAUCUUCCAAGAGUAGGAUGCUUUGUCACGACUGAGGUUAGAGGAGAAGCUGCCACAUGGUACAUAGUACCCACCACGUAUCUUUUUGCAUUGCUCAGCGU
Molecule: messenger RNA, 1537 nt
Organism: Arabidopsis lyrata subsp. lyrata
Lineage: Eukaryota; Viridiplantae; Streptophyta; Magnoliopsida; Brassicales; Brassicaceae
Product: amino acid transporter ANTL1
Exons: 2
Coding region: 211-1452 (413 amino acids)
Biological process (GO): amino acid transmembrane transport
Cellular component (GO): vacuolar membrane
Molecular function (GO): amino acid transmembrane transporter activity
Source: RefSeq, a predicted model, not a curated record